Symbiodinium pilosum is the source of this 343-nucleotide messenger RNA. NCBI's taxonomy places the organism in Eukaryota, Dinophyceae, Suessiales, Symbiodiniaceae. The record is from the annotation of a GenBank genome assembly.
AUGGUGGCAAAAACUCAGAUCGACUGCCACCCGCGUCUUGAAAGCUUCCUGCGGCACCGUGGGCACUAUCGUAGCUUUACGUGGCUGGCCAUGUAUGGCGCAGAGACCGCGAAGCCGGUCAAAUUGUUGUCGAAUGAUCAUUUCGUGACGUGGUUGUAUCGGAAGCUGAACCGAAAGAAGGUGGGUCUGGGCAAGUCGAAGGCCUGCAAGCGCUAUGUGGACCGGCAUGGUGUCUUGCGAUAUGUGGGCACCAAGAAGCUCAAGAGUACGCAGACGCUAGAUUCCGUUGAAGAGUUGCUGGAGACUAUGGUCCAGGAUCGCGAGCGGUACAGGCAGAUCAACU